AUGUACUUAAAAGCGAAAGAUUGUGAUGAAUUGUUGCCAAGUGAAGGGCCAGAUCCAGAAUCUCGUUGGGGCUUGAUAUUUGAUGGAGUUGUUGAUUCUUAUGGAAAUGGAAUUGGGGUGGACAUUGUCACUCCUCAAGGUUCUCAUAUUCCAUUUACCGCAAGAUUGACAUUCACUUCUACGAACAACGUGGUAGAGUAUGAAGUGUGUAUUAUGGGUCUUGAAGAGGCUAUCGACUUGAGAAUCAAAAUUUUGGAUGUAUAUGGAAUUUCAGCUUUGGUGAUUAAUCAGAUCAAAGGAGAAUGGGAAACCCGUCAGUCUGGUUUGAUUCCUUACCAAGAUUAUGCUAGGAGGUUGUCAACUUUCCUCAACCAAAUUGAAUUUCAUCAUAUACCUUGUGAGGAGAAUCAAAUAGCAGAUUCUCUGGCAACUUUAUCCUCCAUGAUUAUUGUGAACCGAUGGAAUGGUGUGCACAUAAUAAAUGUUAUACGCCUUGACAGACCUACUCAUAUGUUCGAUGCGGAAGAGGUCAUUGAUGACAAACCAUGGUAUCAUGAUAUUAAAUGA
Messenger RNA from Lathyrus oleraceus (garden pea), 567 nucleotides. RefSeq lists its product as uncharacterized. The record is from RefSeq and is a predicted model, not a curated record. Lineage: Eukaryota; Viridiplantae; Streptophyta; Magnoliopsida; Fabales; Fabaceae. Bases 1 to 567 code for a protein of 188 amino acids. The transcript has a single exon. Gene Ontology annotation, molecular function: RNA-DNA hybrid ribonuclease activity; nucleic acid binding.